CUUAAUAAACACUAAGCAGCGCCACCUCAGUUUCCCAUCAUGCUUUGCGAGCAAGCGACCCUUCAGAACCGGAAGCUGAGAUUAUAACGGAUUUUCUCUGUCACAGAUCCCCCAGCAGCUGAAAAAAAAUGUCCGACGUGAUCGAGGAGAAGCUGAAGAACUACAGGACGGCUCCGUUUGACGCCCGUUUCCCCAACACCAACCAGACCCGCAACUGUUUCCAGAACUACCUGGACUUCCACAGAUGUAGCAAAGCUCUGACAGAGAAAGGUCAGGACACGGCUCCCUGUGAGUGGUACCAGAGGGUCUACAAGAGCCUCUGCCCCAUCAGCUGGGUCCAGAAAUGGAACGACCAGCUGGAGGCAGGAACUUUUCCCGGGAAGAUUUGAAAACACAAUUCUCUCCUUAUCUUUCUUCAUCUUACUCUUAAUGUGAAACAUUCCUAUAAUUAUGCACAGAAGCAACUAAAUAAAUGAUCUAAUUUUACUGCGA
Molecule: messenger RNA, 492 nt
Organism: Acanthochromis polyacanthus (spiny chromis)
Lineage: Eukaryota; Metazoa; Chordata; Actinopteri; Pomacentridae
Product: cytochrome c oxidase subunit 6B1-like
Exons: 4
Coding region: 129-389 (86 amino acids)
Cellular component (GO): mitochondrion; respiratory chain complex IV
Source: RefSeq, a predicted model, not a curated record